CAGGAGAGAGACGGGACUAUCUUGGAUCCUCUGGGGAGCCUCAACAUGAAGCUGACGAGGCAGAGAAGAGUCUCUCCACAUCAGAACAUCUCAAAUACCAGCAGAGACCCACAGGGAUGAAACCUCACCACUGCUCUGUCUGCGGGAAGAGUUACUCAAGAUCAGAUUCACUAAAAGCACACCAGAGAAUUCACACUGGAGAGAAACCUUAUAGCUGUUCUCAAUGUGGGAAGCGUUUUACUACAUCUAGCCGUCUGACUAUACACCAGAGAACACACGCAGGAGAUAAAUCUUUCCACUGCUCAAACUGUGGGAAGAGUUACUCAAGAUUAGAAUCACUAAACGCACACCAGAGAAUUCACACUGGAGAGAAACCUUAUAGCUGUUAUCAAUGUGGGAAGAGUUUUACUACAUCUAGCAAGCUGACUAUACACCAGAGAACACACACAGGAGAGAAAUCUUUCCACUGUGCAGACUGUGGAAAGAGUUUUCUUAUAUCAGGACAUUUAAAAUCACACCAGAGAAUACACACAGGAGAGAAGCCUUACAGCUGUGAUCAAUGUGGGAAGAGUUUUAGUCACUUAAGCAGCCUGAUAGUACACCAGAGAAUACACACAGGAGAGAAACCUUAUAGCUGUGAUCAUUGUGGGAAGAGUUUUACUGAAUCUAGUCAGCUGACUAGGCACCAGAGAACACACACAGGAGAGAAAUAUUUUAGCUGUGAUCAAUGUGGGAAGAGUUUUACUGAAUCUAGUAACUUGACUAAGCACCAGAGAACACACACAGGAGAUAAACCAUUUAGCUGUGAUCAAUGUGGGAAGAGAUUUACUGAGUCUAGUAACUUGACUAAGCACCAGAGAACACACACAUGAGAUAAAUCUUAUAGCUGUGAUCAAUGUAGGAAGAGUUUUACUGAAUCUAGUCAGCUGACUAUACAUCAGAGAAUACACAGGAGAGAAAUCGAACAACUUCUCUGACUGUGGAAAGAGUUUGGUUUUGUCAGGACUUUUAAAAUCACACCAUAAAACACACAGGAGGGAAGUCACAUAGCUGUGAUCAAUGUGACAAGAGAUAAUCUGAUAAAAGAUCUCUGAUUAAACAUCAGAAAAUUCAUACAUUAAGUUUUUACAUGAUAUCAAUGAAAUAAUGUCACAAUGUAGAAUGUUUUAACAUUGUAGUAGAAGUAUUUUAAUUAAUAAUGUCACAAUGUAGAACCCUAAAUGUUUGCCCAUUGUUCUAUUGAUUUCAGAAUGAUAUGGAUAUUAGCCUCAUCAGGGGAAAAUCCAGGCUCUGAAUUGAAAGAGUACUAUUUAUGUGAUUUAACAAAAAAAACGGUUAUUUUGUUUUACUAUUUUAGUUUAUUUGAUCCUCUUUUGUUUUUAUUUUCAUAUUUCAUUGUUUUUAUUCGUCCAUGUCUGAAAUGUGCUGUAUAAAUAAAGCUUGAUUUCAUUUUAAUAUAUUGCAAAACAAAUUAACCCAAUGACCGACUUCAAUGAAUCCAAUGUCAAUUUAUGACCAAUUCAGUGCAUUUUUGUUGAAAAGGAAAAAUGUUGAAAUCAACAAUACGUCAAAUGAUUCAACUACUGAAAACUGAAACAAACAAAUGGAUCAAACAGAUCAACUUCACAUUUCCAGCCUGCUGAAGGUGUGGUGGAGUGGUAAACACCACCCCCGGCUCUACCAGGGGCUUGAGGUGGUCUCCCACAGCUCUGCUUAUGUCAUGUUCUGUGGCCUUGCUGUUCCAUUUCUUGACAGCAGAAAACAGAAAGAAACACUCAAAGUAAUGGAUAUGGAGCAUCUACGGCCUCAGUUACACCCCACAGUUAAUUGUGACAUCUGUCAUCCGAUCACUCCAAGCUGCAUUCGGUUUAGAUCUGCCGGGAUGGGCGUUGUGUUCGGAAUUUGAGUCUGGCCACCGACUAUGACAGUCUGGACGCAGUCAGGCCACCAUGUCAGCAUAACCAAUGUAAAGAGACAAGGUGAAUGAGUGGGGAAAAGUAUGUUUUACACAAAUUGCCUUCAUAAUAACAAAGAACAAAUGUAUGUGCAUGAGGGGAUAUUAACUUUUCAUACAGCCAAAAGGGUGAGAAAUUACACCAAUAUCAGUGGACA
This is a messenger RNA of Salmo salar (Atlantic salmon), 2112 nucleotides long. RefSeq lists its product as uncharacterized. Gene Ontology annotation, molecular function: DNA-binding transcription factor activity, RNA polymerase II-specific; RNA polymerase II cis-regulatory region sequence-specific DNA binding. Gene Ontology annotation, biological process: regulation of transcription by RNA polymerase II. The record is from RefSeq and is a predicted model, not a curated record. Lineage: Eukaryota; Metazoa; Chordata; Actinopteri; Salmoniformes; Salmonidae. Gene Ontology annotation, cellular component: PcG protein complex; transcription regulator complex; chromatin.